Molecule: messenger RNA, 5527 nt
Organism: Limulus polyphemus (Atlantic horseshoe crab)
Lineage: Eukaryota; Metazoa; Arthropoda; Merostomata; Xiphosura; Limulidae
Product: multidrug resistance-associated protein 1-like
Exons: 31
Coding region: 151-4530 (1459 amino acids)
Biological process (GO): transmembrane transport
Cellular component (GO): membrane
Molecular function (GO): ATP binding; ABC-type transporter activity; ATP hydrolysis activity
Source: RefSeq, a predicted model, not a curated record
GACACAGUAUAACAAAACAAAACAAGUAACAGACAUUACUUUAUUGAAAUCAUACGAACGAAUACUUUUGAACUUACUGAGUGAAUUGUUAUAUAUGAAUAAUAAAGCUUCAGUCUUGUUGUCGUAAGCGUCAAACCUAAUUUGUUUACAAUGAAAAAUGUUGGUAUUUCAUCUGAAUUCUGCUUUUCGCCAUUGUGGGAUCUACAACUUACUUGGUAUUCUGAACGACCAGAGCUGACACCGUGUUUCCAAAAAUCUAUUUUAGUAUGGUUGCCUUGUAUUUUCUUAUGGUUAUUGGCUCCAGUGGAGAUACUACGAACUAGAAGUUGUAAAGGCCCAUCACUACCAUGGACAUUAAUAUCUACUAGCAGACUAAUGUCAACGUUCGGACUUGUCAUUUUAACACUGAUAGAUUUGUCAUUGAAAAUACAACGACAAAGAAGUGAUCAGCUUGUUCCUGGUGUAGAACUUUGCUCUUCUAGCACAAAGCUAGUUACAUUCGUUUUAGUUUUGUGCUUUAUAUUAAGAGACCAAAGAAAAGGUAGAAAAUCAUCAGGAGUGUUAUUUGUGUUCUGGGUUUUGUUAUUACUGUGUGGAGCCAUCACCUAUGUAUCGUUUUUUUAUCAAGUUUUCAAAGAGGAAUAUGAAGUGGUUAAACAAACAGACUACAUUAUAUUUAUGGCUUAUUACCCUCUGGUUGUCAUUUCAAUGGUGUUGGCUGCUGUUAAUGAUUCAGUUCCUGUUGAGAUUAACAAAAUUCUAGAGGCACAGGCAGGAGGAUUUUUUCAACAAGCAACAUUUUUAUCAAGAGUAUUUUUCAUUUGGAUUGAAUGGCUUGUACUUGAAGGAUAUAGAAAGAUAAUAACUCUUAUGGAUCUGCCUGAACUAGCAAGAGAAAUCCGUUCACAAGUUGCAUGGUCAGUGCUGAACAAUUUUUGGAUUAAAGAACUGAAGAAGGCAAAUAUUUUAGGGAAACUGCACAUUCCUGAAGCCAGAGAAGAAAAAGAUAAUUCAGGAAAAGUAAAGAAGAAGGCAUCAUUAACACUUGCACUUGUUAAAGGAUUUUGGGCCCCUGCUCUCAAAGGCUUCAUAUUUGACUUAAUCAACUGUAUCUUGAGAUUGACAUUGCCUCUGAUAUUAAACUUGCUGAUUGACUAUGUGUCCAGUGAUGAACCAGUUUGGAGAGGAUUUUUAUAUGCAGUGUUGCUGUUUGUCAUAGCCUUUUUUGGAAGUUUGUCCUUUUCACAAUUUGCGUUCUAUGUAUGUACUGCUGCCAUUCAAGUGAAAGCAGCACUUAUUGCUGUCAUUUAUCAAAAGGCUUUGCAUAUGUCCAGUGGUUCCCGUCGAAAAUACACAGUUGGUGAACUAGUUAAUUACAUGGCAGUUGAUGCUGAAAAAGUUUUCAACCUUGCUAUCUACAUCACUUUAAUUUGGGGUAUACCAUUAAGAAUCAUUAUUACAAUGAUUCUUUUAUGGAAGUAUGUAGGACCAGCUUGUCUUGCCGGAGUGGCAACCUUUUUUGUUAUCUUUCCACUCUCAUCAUUUCUGUCCCAAAAAGCUCGAGGUGUUCAGGAAAAACAGAUGGUUUUGAAAGAUUCCAGAUUAAAAUUUAUGAAUGAAAUACUUUCAGGAAUAAAGGUUCUAAAACUUUAUGCAUGGGAAACUCCUUUCAUGAAACACAUACUUCAUAUUAGAAGUCAAGAAAUGGAGCUGAUCAAAAAAUUUUCGUAUUUAAAUGCUGGAAUAGGAUUUUUGUGGAACUGUUCGCCUUUCUUGCUAGCAUUAUUUACCUUUCUGACAUAUGUGUUGGUGGAUGAAAGAAAUAUCUUGGACCCCAGUACAGCAUUUGUUUCACUGACCCUCCUAAACAUGCUUCGGUUCAGCUUAAUCCUGCUGCCUGAACUCAUUUCUAACAUUAUCCAGACAAGAGUUUCUUUAGAACGAAUGAACAAGUACUUAUUGUCAGAAGAAUUAGAUACUGAUUGUGUGGGUGAUUUGGUUAAAUAUGCUUGCAAGAAUAAUAAAAUUAAGUUAACUGGAUCUGUUAAUGUUCAAGGUUCUUUAGCUUAUGUUCCACAGCAAGCUUGGAUUCAGAAUACAACUGUACGGCAAAAUAUAAUCAUGAAGUCUGCCUUCAACAGCAAACAGUAUCAGAGGUUGUUAGAUGCAUGUGCCUUAAGGACAGACUUGACCAUUUUGACUGGUGGUGAUUUUGCCGAAAUUGGAGAAAAGGGAGUGAAUCUUAGUGGAGGACAGAAGCAGAGAAUUAGCCUAGCUCGUGCUGUGUAUCAAAAUGCAGAUGUUUAUUUGAUGGAUGAUCCUUUGAGUGCUGUAGAUUCCAAUGUUGCUAGACACAUUUUUAAGUAUGUUAUUGGACCUGCAGGAUUACUAAAAGACAAGACAUGUGUUCUGGUUACACACAACUUGUCAGUGCUACCUGAAGUAGACUACUUAAUAGUCAUGAAAGAUGGAUUGGUUGAGGAUGAGGGCACUUACUCAGACUUGAUGAGCAGGAAAGGACUUUUUGCAGAAUUGAUUUUGCAAAACUUGAACAAAGUACAAGACGAAAGUUCUGAUGAACCUCAGGAAAAGAGACAAAGUUAUGAAUACCUUCCUGAAGUUUUACAUGAAAGUGAAGUUUUGCAGAGAUCAAAAAGUUUUCUGCAUGACAGAGAGGCUCUUAGCUUGUUGUUGUCUAUUGAUUCUGAAGAAUUAAAUGAUGAAGAAUGGGAAGUAAUCAGCAAACAAAGAGGUGCUAUGUUGAUUCAAGAAGAAAAAAUGGAAGUUGGAAAGGUUAAAGCUAGUGUCUACUUUAGCUACCUAAAGAACAUGACCUAUCCUAUUGCCUUUUGUUCCAUCUUAGGAGUUGUGAUGUUUCAAGUUUGUGAGGCUGGUGCAAAUCUUUGGUUAAGUGCCUGGAGUAAUGAUAAACCUUUACCUGAUGGGACUCAAAAUAUUGCUGUUCGUAACUGGAGGUUAACUGUAUAUGGAUUGUUAGGAGCAGCUCAAGGAAUAUCUGUUUUGUUUAGUGGAGUUUUAUUAGCAUUGGGUACUGUAAAAGCUUCUCGUGGCCUUCAUGACAAAAUGAUAGAGUCUACCAUGAGAGCUCCAAUGUCUUUUUUUGAUACCACUCCAAUUGGCCGUAUCCUCAACAGGUGUGGUAAAGAUAUUGAUGUUGUAGACACCCAAAUCCCCAUCAGUUUCAAAGGUUUCACAGACUACCUGUUUGCUUUAAUUGGAAUAUUUGCAGUUAUAUCUAUGACAAAUCCCUUCUUUAUAGUAGCUUUAAUUCCAAUUGGCAUUCUUUACUACUUUAUUCAGAAACUGUAUUUGGCAAUUUCUCGCCAGUUAAAACGUCUUGAGUCAGUCACCAGAUCUCCAGUUUAUAACAACUUCUCAGAAACUAUAAGUGGGGUUUGUAGCAUCAGAGCAUAUCAAGCUCAGAAGUACUUUAUUAAGAUUAGUGAGGACCGAGUGGAUAUCAACAACAACUGUUAUUUUAUGAGCAUGAUAACUAACAGGUGGUUAGCUGUUCGUUUAGAUUGUUUGAGCUCCAUUAUUGUAUUAUCAGCUUCACUUUUUGCUGUUCUUGGUAGAGGCUCUGUCAGUCCUGGAAUUGUGGGGUUGUCUCUUUCUUAUGCAUUAAAUGUAACAGAAGCUUUGACACUACUUAUAAGGAAGUCUGCAGAACUGGAAACAAGAAUUGUGUCUGUUGAACGAAUAGAUGAAUAUGACUACCUUCCUGAAGAGCCAAAAUGGGAAAUCAAAGAAAAAAAACCAAAGCAGCCUUGGCCUGCAGAAGGAGCUGUCCAAUUCCAAAACUAUAGCACAAGAUAUAGAGAAGGGUUGAACUUAGUUUUAUGUGAUAUUAAUCUCAGUAUCAAAGCUGAAGAAAAGGUUGGAAUCGUGGGUAGAACAGGAGCUGGAAAGUCAUCUAUGACAUUGGCUUUAUUUAGAAUAAUUGAGCCAGCAGGGGGCAGUAUAAUCCUUGAUGGUGUAGACAUUUCCCAAAUUGGUUUGCAUGACUUACGUUCCAUUCUAACUAUAAUACCCCAGGAUCCUGUUUUAUUUACUGGCACACUUAGAAUGAACCUUGAUCCUAGUAAUACUUAUACAGAUGAAGAAGUAUGGACCAGUUUGGAACUUGCUCAUCUUAAGCCAUUUGUUUGUUCUUUGGCUGAUGGGAUAAGAUUUGUAGUUGCAGAGGGUGGAGAUAAUCUGAGUGUGGGUCAAAGACAACUGUUGUGUCUAGCUCGAGCAUUACUAAGAAAGACAAAAGUCUUAGUUUUGGAUGAAGCCACUGCUGCCGUGGACUUGGAAACAGACAAAUUAAUCCAGAACACAAUAAAGACUGAAUUUAGUGAGUGUACAGUCAUUACCAUUGCUCACAGAUUACACACCAUCUUGGAUUAUGACAGGGUGAUAGUAAUGGAACAUGGACAAAUAGCAGAAGAGGGAAAUCCAACUAUUUUAUUGUCUUGUCCAACAUCCUUAUUCUAUAGCAUGGCCAAGGAUGCUAAUUUAGUGUGAAGAAAAUUACGCUGAAAAAUGCUUUUCUCUGUAAGGUUCAUUAAUUGCUGUAUGAAAAAAAAAACAAUUUGCUUGAAAACAAAAUUUUUUGUUUUACAAGAUUCAAAGUAUUAAUGCUGAGCUGACAUCAAAAUCUCUUACAAAAUUUUAUUUUCAUAAUAUCAAGUUAGUUAAAUAUGAAAUUAUGUAACACAUUAUAUAUAUCAGUUUUAAAUUAUUUCUGUAGUUUUGGUUACCAUUUAUGGAAAUAACUUCUUCAUGUGAGAGAAAAUGGUAAAAUACACUUUUUAGUAUUACAGUUAUUAACCGAGAUUGAAAAUGAUACUUCAAGUCUUUUAAAACCUAUAAAAAAACCUUUAUUUUUGAAGUUAAAACCUAUAUUCUUAACCAAAAACACUGAUGCUAAGAUUUUAAUACUGUAGUUAUGAUAUUACCACAAUUCUCCAAUACAGAUCCAUGAAAAUAUAACAAUUUUACAGCAUUUAUGAAGUGGGUAGAUAAUUCUGACUUCAUUAUCAGAACUUCUGUGGUAAAAAUCACACAAAGUAAUGAAUGUAUCAAUGAAAAAUUUGCAGAUGGGUAUAGAAAAUCACAUUUAUUAUUAUUCAAGUAUAAGUUAUUUAUAUAUAUGUAGCCCAAUAUUUAAAAGAAAAAGGGAACGUUUGAAAAAAAUAAACUAUUUUGUGCAGUGGCCCACAGAAGGAUAUGUUAAUUACUGUCAGAAAUAAUAGUGUAUUUCUAUAAGUUCUAAAGUUAACUAAAAUGUAAUAUAUUUUACCACUUUUUCAGACACUGUAAAACCAUUUAUUGACAGCACAUAGUGGAAUGUAUUACAGAUAAAAUUAAAAGCCUUAAUCAAUAUAAAAAGGUACCAAACAUAUCAUUUCAAUAAAUCAAACAGCUUAAAGUAUUUUUACUCAAUAGCAACAAGCCAACAUAAUUUUUCAUAAAUGAAUCAGUGCAAGUUUGAAAUUUAAAUUAGGUGAUAAACAAAAAU